Rosa chinensis is the source of this 2158-nucleotide messenger RNA. Its product is annotated as ataxin-10. The coding region runs from base 537 to 2018 and encodes 493 amino acids. NCBI's taxonomy places the organism in Eukaryota, Viridiplantae, Streptophyta, Magnoliopsida, Rosales, Rosaceae. Gene Ontology annotation, cellular component: cytosol. The record is from RefSeq and is a predicted model, not a curated record. The transcript is spliced from 3 exons.
UUAUAACAACAAUCAAUAACAACCCUAACUCCAAUUCAAAGAGAUGGUUGCUGCCACGGGAUAAUAACAAUCAAACCAAUUGAUAUCAGAUGAUUCAAAAAUCUGGAGAUCGACCUUCAAGCUUCAAGCCUUCAACCCACAGAGCUUCAGCCUUCAAGCUUUCAAUCUGAACAUACGUCUUGGUCGACCCUUUCAUUGACGAAGCCGCGAAGAAGGAGAGAACAGAGACGCGAAGGGAGAACAAGUGCGGCUGUGGUAUGUUUUAGGUUUUAAUUGAUUCAAUUUGUCAAGAAUACCCCCCCAACGCGUAUCCAACCCGGAUACGGAUACGAUACACCAUAGUCAGAUUUUUGGAGUAUCCAUGCUCCUCUCUGCGUUAAACCCUAGUCCCGAAACCCAUAUCUGAACUUGAACAUCUGCUAUCUCUUGCCAUCAGGAUCAAAUAGUAUUUGUGAUUGUUGACAAGUGUGUUAUUUUAUCACCAAGUCAGCUAUCGGAGUUGUUUGUUUUGCUUUGAGUUUAUAUUUGAUUUAGUAAUGGAUAAUACCACACUGCAAGAGUGCUCUGUACCUGAAGCUGUUCUCCAGACACUUUUAAGUGUGUCAAACUCAUCUACCCUUGUAAAAUCCUUGGAAGAUUUGAUACAAGUUUGUAAAACGGCUGAUGGUCGCGAAGACCUUGCCGCUAAGAAUAUUCUCCCCACAGUCCUGCAGCUCAUUCAAUCUCUCUCGUACCCUUCUGAUCACUACUUUCUGACGUUGUCUUUGAGGCUUGUAAGAAAUCUGUGUGCGGGGGAGGAAGCAAAUCAGAACUCAUUUGUUGAGCAAAAUGGAGUUGCAAUCAUAUCGAAUGUUUUGAGUUCUGCAAACCUUUCUCCGGAGCCAGAUUUUGGGAUUAUUUGUGUGGGCUUGCAAGUUCUGGCUAAUGCUGCAUUGGCUGGAGAACGACAGCAGCAUGCAAUUUGGCAGCAACUCUUCUCAGAAAAAUUUGUUGCUCUUGCAAGAGUUCGUAGCCAGAAGACUUGUGGUCCUCUGUGUAUGAUUAUCUACACUUGUUGUGAUGGAACCCCUGAACUUGUUGCACCUCUUAGUGGUGAAUGUGGAAUAACUAUUGUGAAAGAGAUUGUAAGGACUGCCGCUGCAGUUGGUUUUGGAGAAGAUUGGUACAAAUUGCUUCUUUCAAGAAUUUGUUUAGAGGAACCUUUCUUCCGGCCACUUUUCUCAAGUUUACAAUGUGUUGAUGGAAAUGAGAAUGGUGAAGAUACAGAAUGUGGAGAAGAGUCUUUCUCGAAAGAGCAAGAAUUUUUGUUGGAAAAUGUAUCAGAGAUCUUGAAUGAGCGUCUCAACGAGAUAACUGUUCCCAAUGAUUUUGCUUUGUGUGUUUAUGGAAUAUUCAAGAACUCCGUCAGAGUUCUUAGUUAUGCAACAAGAGGCAGGUCUGGACUUCCAACAGGCUCUAUUGAGAUAGAUGUCCCAGGAUACUCGCUCACAAUCUUGAGAGAUAUAUGUGCCCAAGGAACACUAAGAGGAUCAACAGAGAAUACAAUGGAUGUUGUGGAUGUUUUGCUCUCCUCUGGUCUCAUUGAAUUACUUUUGUGUUUGCUUCGUGACCUUGAGCCGCCAGCAAUAAUUAGGAAAUCUAUCAACCAAGCUGAGGACCAAGAUGGAUCAAAUUCUUCUACAUUGAAACCAUGUCCAUACAAAGGUUUUCGGAGAGACAUAGUUGGAGUCAUUGGUAAUUGUUUAUAUGGAAGGAAGCUUGUGCAAGAUGAGAUCAGGAGAAAGGAUGGGCUUCUUCUGCUGUUACAACAGUGUGUAACAGAUGAUGACAACCCGUACUUAAGGGAGUGGGGCAUUUGGUGUGUGAGGAACUUGUUGGAGCGGAACCAAGAAAAUCAGCAGGCGGUGGCUGAAUUGGAACUUCAAGGGUCUGUUGAUGUGCCCGACCUUGCUCGACUUGGUCUCCGAGUAGAGAUGAAUCCAGAAACUGGACGUCCGAAGCUUGUCAACAUCUCAUGAGAUUUAUUACUGCUCUUGAUAGCGCAUUUCACAUGUAAAGAAUGAGUAACCAGUGUAGUCAAAGUGUAGUACAUAGACCCUCUCAAAGAUGUAUUUUUAAUCUCAUCAAGUUCAUUGUUGCCUAGACUUAUGCAGCAAAA